Molecule: messenger RNA, 3084 nt
Organism: Acomys russatus (golden spiny mouse)
Lineage: Eukaryota; Metazoa; Chordata; Mammalia; Rodentia; Muridae
Gene: Slmap
Product: sarcolemma associated protein
Exons: 24
Coding region: 88-2616 (842 amino acids)
Biological process (GO): single fertilization; acrosome assembly; regulation of membrane depolarization during cardiac muscle cell action potential
Cellular component (GO): acrosomal membrane
Molecular function (GO): protein binding
Source: RefSeq, a predicted model, not a curated record
GGGUGUAGGCUUGUGAAGAGCAGUCCGAACCUGGAGGAGCUCCUCAUUGUCCCUGGUCGAGACAAACCUCCCCGCAGCCUGUCCUCGAUGCCGUCAGCCUUGGCCAUCUUCACUUGCCGCCCGAACUCGCACCCGUUUCAGGAGCGUCAUGUCUACCUUGACGAGCCCAUCAAGAUCGGCCGCUCGGUGGCACGCUGUCGACCGGCACAGAAUAAUGCCACCUUUGAUUGCAAAGUGCUGUCAAGGAACCAUGCUCUCGUCUGGUUUGAUCACAAGACGAGCAAGUUUUAUCUCCAAGACACUAAAAGUAGUAAUGGUACCUUUAUAAAUAGCCAGAGAUUGAGUCGAGGCUCGGAAGAAAGUCCACCAUGUGAAAUUCUUUCUGGUGACAUUAUCCAAUUUGGGGUAGAUGUCACAGAGAAUACACGGAAAGUUACCCAUGGGUGUAUUGUUUCCACAAUAAAACUUUUUCUACCAGAUGGUAUGGAAGCCCGGCUCCGCUCAGAUGUCAUCCAUGCUCCAUUGCCGAGUCCUGUUGACAAAGUUGCUGCUAACACUCCAAGUAUGUACUCUCAGGAACUAUUCCAACUUUCUCAGUAUCUACAGGAGGCCUUACAUCGGGAACAGAUGUUGGAACAGAAGUUAGCCACACUUCAGCGGCUACUAGCCAUUACCCAAGAGGCUUCAGAUACUAGUUGGCAGGCUUUAAUAGAUGAAGAUAGACUCUUGUCACGGUUAGAAGUUAUGGGAAACCAGUUGCAGGCAUGCUCCAAAAAUCAAACAGAAGAUAGUUUACGGAAGGAGCUUAUAGCAUUGCAAGAGGAUAAACACAACUAUGAAACUACAGCCAAAGAGUCCCUGAGGCGGGUUCUUCAGGAGAAAAUUGAAGUGGUUAGAAAACUUUCAGAAGUUGAGCGAAGUCUUAGUAACACUGAAGAUGAAUGUACCCACCUGAAGGAAAUGAAUGAUCGGACUCAGGAAGAGUUAAGAGAAUUAGCCAAUAAAUAUAAUGGAGCAGUUAAUGAAAUUAAAGAUUUGUCUGAUAAAUUAAAGGUAGCAGAGGGAAAACAAGAGGAAAUCCAACAGAAGGGACAAGCUGAGAAGAAAGAAUUACAGAGUAAAAUAGAUGAAAUGGAAGAAAAAGAACAGGAGCUCCAGGCAAAAAUAGAAGCUUUGCAAGCUGAUAAUGAUUUCACCAAUGAAAGGCUAACAGCUUUACAAGUACGGUUAGAACAUCUGCAGGAGAAAACUCUUAAAGAAUGCAGCAGCUUAGGGAUACAAGUUGAUGACUUCUUACCUAAAAUAAAUGGGAGCACAGAAAAAGAGCGCUUGUUUUCAAAGAGUGGCGGGGACUGCACCUCUAUCCAUCAGUUCAUAGAAUGCCAGAAGAAGCUGAUUGUCCAGGGGCAUCUAACCAAAGUGGUAGAAGAAUCAAAGCUUUCAAAAGAAAACCAGGCAAAAGCAAAGGAAUCUGACUUAUCAGAUACUCUGAGUCCAAGCAAGGAAAAAAGCAGCGACGACACUACAGACGCCCAGAUGGAUGAGCAAGACCUAAAUGAACCCCUUGCUAAGGUGUCUCUAUUAAAAGAUGACUUGCAGGGUGCACAGUCAGAAACUGAGGCCAAACAAGAAAUUCAGCAUCUUCGCAAAGAAUUGAUCGAAGCCCAGGAGCUAGCUAGAGCAAGUAAACAAAAAUGCUUUGAACUUCAAGCUCUUUUGGAAGAAGAACGAAAAGCCUAUCGAAAUCAAGUUGAGGAAUCUGCUAAACAAAUUCAGGUUCUUCAAGUCCAGUUGCAGAGGUUACAUGUGGAUAUGGAGAAUCUCCAAGAGGAAAAAGACACUGAAAUCUCCAGCACGAGAGAUAAAUUACUUAGUGCUCAAGAUGAGAUUUUGCUCCUACAUCAAGCAGCAGCAAAGGCUGCUUCUGAGCGGGACACUGACUUUGCUUCUUUGCAAGAAGAGCUUAAGAAGGUGAGAGUGGAGCUUGAGAGCUGGAGGAAAGCAGCAUCUGAAUAUGAGAAAGAGAUCACAAGUCUGCAAAGCAGUUUCCAGCUUAGAUGUCAGCAGUGUGAAGACCAGCAAAGAGAGGAGGCCACUAGGUUGCAAGGUGAACUAGAGAAGUUGAAAAGGGAAUGGAACGCCUUGGAGACUGAAUGCCACUCUCUAAGAAAAGAAAACGUUCUAUUGUCAUCAGAACUGCAGCGGCAAGAAAAAGAAUUGCACAAUUCUCAGAAGCAGAGUUUGGAGCUCACGAGUGACCUCAGCAUCCUUCAGAUGACUAGGAAAGAGCUUGAGAACCAAGUGGGAUCCUUGAAAGAACAACAUCUUCGGGAUUCAGCAGACUUAAAGACUCUUCUCAGUAAGGCUGAAAGCCAAGCAAAGGAUGUACAGAAAGAGUAUGAAAAGACACAGACUGUACUCUCAGAACUGAAGUUGAAGUUUGAAAUGACUGAGCGGGAAAAGCAGUCAAUCACAGAUGAGCUCAAACAGUGUAAAGACAACCUGAAGCUCCUGCGAGAGAAAGGAAAUAAUCCCUCCAUAUUACAACCUGUCCCAGCCGUAUUCAUCGGCCUAUUCCUGGCUUUCCUGUUUUGGUGUUUCGGUCCAUUGUGGUAGAGAAAGAAACCCUGGCCCUGGAUGCCCAUGUUGGCGGCCCUGGUUGCGGUGACAGCAAUUGUGCUGUAUGUGCCAGGUCUGGCCAGAGCUUCUCCAUGACAGUGUGUCUUGAGUCUGUACACCGUCCUCCCUCUAGAAGCUGGCACCACACUCAUGCUGGGGACAAGCAGAACCAUUUUCUUCCUUUUUACCUCUUAAAACAGCAAAGUGCAAGAAUACAGCUGUAGGGUCAUUGCUUUAACUUAUAUAAAAUAUAUCUGUCUAUAGAGAGGUUAUAAAGUUGUGAAUUUAUUCGGUUUUACAUGUAAUUUUUAAAUUAGUAUGUUGAGAUUCUGAAUUAUUAUGGUGGCCUAAAGUAGGCUUCUUAGUGCACCAAAUUAUUUAUACCAUAAAUUUAUAGAUAUUUUACUCUGAAUUCUGAUGGCCACAUAAUUCAUUUUUCUGAUUCGAUAAUUACUCAAAUCAAAC